Molecule: messenger RNA, 1725 nt
Organism: Fusarium sp. VM40
Lineage: Eukaryota; Fungi; Ascomycota; Sordariomycetes; Hypocreales; Nectriaceae
Source: the annotation of a GenBank genome assembly
AUGGUGAAGAGUCGACAGAACUCGACGACUACGGUCGAUCGAGAGAAGGAUGAGAUUAAGAAGGCCAUGGGCGGCGAAAAGGCCGAGUUCGAGGCUCUCGAGGUAGCCCGCCACGGAGGCCGUGAGGUCGACGACCUUAUCAGCGAUAUGGAGCGCCAGCUCGAGGAAUCUGGUGGUCUCAAGCAGGGAUUCUUCCAGAUCCAAUUCGCCAACCCUAAGCACUUCACCUGGCUUCUUGUUGCCUUUGCGUCCAUGGGAGGUCUUUUGUCUGGUCUUGAUCAGUCUCUCAUCAGCGGCGCAAACUUGUUCCUCCCCGAUGAUCUUGGUCUCAAUGAGCGACAGAACAGUCUUGUCAACUCGGGCAUGCCUCUUGGAGCCGUCGGAGGUGCACUUUUGCUGUCUCCUGCCAACGAGUACUUUGGUCGAAAGGGCGCUAUCAUCAUUUCUAUUAUCCUCUACACAAUCGGUGCUGCUCUGGAAGCUGGUUCCAUGAACUUUGGUAUGAUUGUCUCCUCGCGUGUGAUUCUCGGUCUUGGUGUCGGUCUCGAGGGUGGUACUGUUCCCGUCUACGUCGCUGAGACUGUCGAGCGAAGGAUCCGAGGAAACUUGGUUUCUCUGUACCAGUUCAACAUUGCGCUCGGUGAAGUCUUGGGUUAUGCCGUCGGCGCCAUGUUCCUCAGGGUCCCCGGAAACUGGCGGUACAUUCUCGGUUCAUCGCUUGUCUUCUCUACCAUCAUGUUCUUCGGCAUGCUCUUCCUUCCCGAGAGUCCUCGUUUCCUCAUCCACAAGAAGCGCCACCUCGACGCCUUCAAGGUGUGGAAGCGCAUCCGUGGUGUUGAGUCGCGUGACUCCCGCGAGGAGUUCUACGUCAUGAGCUCAUCCGUCGUUGAAGAAGAGAACGCAGUCACUGAGGGGGCCAAGAACACCCGCUUCCCAUGGAUGGACUUCUUCACCCAACCCCGCGCCCGCCGCGCUCUCAUUUACUGCAACGUUAUGAUUCUCCUUGGUCAAUUGACUGGUGUGAACGCGAUUAUGUACUACAUGUCUGUCCUCAUGAACCAAAUCGGCUUCAACAAGGAGAAGUCCAACUACAUGUCCCUCGUUGGUGGCGGAUCGCUCCUUAUCGGUACCAUUCCUGCCAUUUUCCUUAUGGAAAGAUUCGGUCGACGAUUCUGGGCUAUUACCAUGCUUCCUGGGUUCUUUAUCGGCCUUGUCCUGAUUGGUGUUAGUUACCAGUUCGAUGUCGCCACCCAGCUCAUGACGGUCGAGGGACUCUACCUCACUGGCCUGAUUAUCUACAUGAGCUUCUUUGGUUCCUACGCUUGCCUCACAUGGGUAGUACCUUCCGAAAGUUACCCAACAUAUUUAAGAAGCUACGGCAUGACAAUCUCUGAUGGUCUUCUGUUCCUUGCUUCUUUUAUCGUCACCUACAAUUUUUCCGCCAUGCAGGAGACUAUGGGCAAGACCGGCCUCACUCUGGGAUUCUACGGCGGUAUCGCUGUGAUUGGAGAGAUCUAUCAAAUCUUCUUUAUGCCAGAGACCAAGAACAUGACCCUCGAAGAGAUUGAUGUUGUGUUCUCGCGCCCUACCAUGGAUAUCGUCCGGGAGAACUGGGCCAAUGCCAAGGAAACCACUUACCUUCUCUGCACCGGAAAAUGGUACAAAGUAUUUGUCGAGCAGGCUAUGGUCGACCCUAAAGACCAGCCUGAGAUUACUCAUGCUUGA